AUGGCCAAAGAGAUCAAAGAGAAGAAGGAGAAGAAGGAGAAGCGCGCAGAGAGCGAUGGUGUAACGAAGAAGAGCAAAAAGGACAAGAAGGAGAAGAAGGCCAAGGCCGACGUGGAUAUGGUAGAUGCACUUGAGGCCGAGCUUGAGAAGGCGCCAGAAGUCUCACUCGUCAGGGUCGUGGACGGCGAAGAGGGCGAUGAGCCCCGCGGCGCACUCGUUCCUUUCGCAUUCCCACUAGCAGACAAUGAUAAGGAGGUCAAGAAGAUUCUGAAGACUGUCAAGAAGUCCGCGAAGACCAAAACCCUCCGCCGUGGAGUCAAGGAAGUUGUCAAGGCGCUCCGCAAAUCCGCCGCAUCCGCACCCUCUUCCUCAGACAUCUCCAACCCGUCCGCUGUCGUCGUCAUCGCCGCCGACAUCUCGCCCAUGGACGUCAUCUCGCACAUUCCCGUACUCUGCGAAGAUCACAACGUUCCCUACAUCUACAUCAAGUCGCGUGCGCAGCUAGGAGAGGCAAGCGCAACCAAGAGGCCGACGAGCGUAGUCAUGAUUGCAAAGGACAGGCAGGGCAAGAAGAAGGACGGAAAGGACGAGGACAUGGAGGAUUUUGCCGAGGUCUAUGGAGACCUAGUGAAGCUGGUUGGCAAGGCGAGCAAGACGGUUAGGAAGUAA
Cucurbitaria berberidis CBS 394.84 is the source of this 669-nucleotide messenger RNA. RefSeq names its product L30e-like protein. Gene Ontology annotation, biological process: ribosome biogenesis; snRNA pseudouridine synthesis; rRNA pseudouridine synthesis. The transcript has 2 exons. Gene Ontology annotation, cellular component: box H/ACA snoRNP complex. The record is from RefSeq and is a predicted model, not a curated record. The coding region runs from base 1 to 669 and encodes 222 amino acids. Lineage: Eukaryota; Fungi; Ascomycota; Dothideomycetes; Pleosporales; Cucurbitariaceae. Gene Ontology annotation, molecular function: box H/ACA snoRNA binding.